GGUUACACUAAGGACAUGGCGACAGACUUUGAUGAGAAACACGAUGAGUAUUUAAUAUUGCUCCAGCAGAGGAACCGAAAUCUGUGCAGAUCAGAACGGAAGCUGGCCCGCGGCUCCACAUCGAGCCUCCUCUGGACUAUUCUGAAGAUUGUGAGCCACGUGGGGGUAUGACUCUCAAGGCAGAGGAUGCUUCUGGGGAUCGUCCACAGGAGCUAAGAAAAAGCCCGGAGCUUAGUGUCAACCUACAAAGGAAAGAAGAGGAUGGUUCGAGUGAUGAGUAUGACUCUAUCGAAGAAGAUGUACUCUCUGAGCCGGAGCCUGAGGACCAGGUGCUGGUGGGCCGUCCUAGAGAUGACUCCCCUCUUCCCAGGGGGGACUCCGUGCAGAAGAAUGUUUCCGAGGACCAGGAGACAGAAGGACGCCCUCCCCAGGGCCCAGAUACCCUCGUAGUGCUGGAAUUUAACCCAGCUUCCAAAAGUAAUAAAAAGGAAAGGAAUUUGUCUGCUAAGCGGAAGGACAACGCUGAGGUCUUCAUUCCCAGCAAACCCGAGCCAAACCUGAGCCCCCAGCCCCUGACCGUGUUCCCAGACCAGGAGAGGGCGAGCUCAAGACCUGGAAGCCACCGAGAGAGACCCCUAUCAGCAACACGAAAACUCGUGUGCAAGGCUGAGGACCGAGAGGAGGAUGCCUCAGCCGUGCUCAGAGCCAUCCAGGUGGAGAACGAAGCCCUGCAGAGGGCGAUCCUCAGCAGAAAGGCUGAGCCCCCCGCCAGCCCACCACAGGGCACAGAGAGACCACCAGCAGAGUCAUGGACCGGUCUGCUGAAGGAGGAGACCCCUGAGCUGCCCUCCAUCACCGCGGCAACGAGCACAGCGACCAGCUCGCAGGAGCAGUCCAGGGCAGCAGGGGGAGCCAGAGCCGUCAGUGAAGCCAUUGACAGGAUCGGCCUUCUGGGGAGCAGACACCAGCAGAAGGUUCUGAAAGUCCUCCAGGCCAUCGAAAGUGACUCCACCCACCUCAGCCAGGUUGUUUCACCCACUGAGGAGCAAGUUCUGGACCCAGAGGACAAAUCGGGACCGAAAGCAGAAGAGAUCAAGGAUGCCGUCUACGUGACCAUGGAAAUCCAGUCCAACUGGGGCAGCGCGUCGUGGGUGGGUCUCACGGAAGUGGAAUUCUUCGACCGGAACAACAUAAAGCUUUAUGUGUCGCCUCACGAUGUGGCUGUCCGGAACUCUGACACGCCCGGGGAGCCGGGCCACCUGGUCAGCAGGAACUUAGCUGGCAAGAAAGACCCUUCCUUGUGGACGUGCCCCUUCCACCCGCCGCUCCAGCUCUUUUUUGUUAUCCGCAACACGAGACAGCUGCGUGACUUUGGUCUAACCAAGAUCAAGGUUUGGAAUUACUGCACAGCUGACGGCGAUCUUGACAUUGGAGCCAAAAACGUGAAGCUUUAUGUCAACAAAAAACUCAUCUUUGAUGGCAACUUAGACAAAGGAGGUGACGAGGCCCCACAGAGCAUCCUGGUGGGCCUGCAAAAUGAGAGAAUGGAAAAUAGCGUUGCUGUCCACUCAGAAGAAAGCAAAGGUGCCCACAAGAGGAACAGCACCGAUGGGGACAAGCAGCUCGGUGCCAGUUACUCGCAGCCAGCUGGAGCAACAGAGGAUGUGAAGGCUUCUUCACAAGGACAUUUAUUUGGUGGAAGGAUGAAUUCUCCUGACUGCAUGAAAGACAAUUUGUCCAAGUUAGAGGAAGAGUGCAGCUUUUUAGCCGCACCAUCCUCGCCGGGUGGCAUGCCCAGUGUCCCUCCCCACUCCUCCCCCGCGGAAUGCCCUCCUCCUCUUGACCAGGAGCUCUCACUGAUCCAACAGCUGGAAAACCUUAUGGGCAGAAAAGUCUCUGAGCCUCCAGGGAAAACCCCAUCCUGGUUACAACCUUCUCCCGCAGGGAAAGGCAGGAAGCAGGGAGGCCUGAAGUCAAAACCCCUCUGGCUGAGUCCAGAGAAGCCGCUGGACUGGAGAGGCAGGCUUCCGUCAGAGGAUAUCAUCCGUGAGGGGCCUGGAGAGACCGAGGCUGGAGAUAAAGACCCCAGGCGUGAGCAAGGGCGGACAAGCAGCUGGAAUGUCAUCGCCAGCGAGAGAGCUCAGAGAGCAACCCCCAGAGUCUGCGGUGAUGACUUCGACAUCUUUAACCAACCCUCCCACAGGGAGCACCCUGCUAGUGGGAGGAGGGGCCUGAGGAAGGACGCCCUCAGCAACAGUCAUAGUGAUGGCCAGCCAGACAGCAGAGAAGAUGCCUGGUCCACCCGGACGCCACUGCGGCCCCAGUGGCACAGCAAGCAGGAACACACCUUAUGUGAAUCGUGGAACUCCCUCACCGUCUUUGACCACUCCCACCGGGGUCGCAUCUCCAACGUGGAGUUCCAGGGCGACAUCCUGGAUGAGUUCCUGCAGCAGCAGAAGAGCAGCCGGCCCAGCGACCAGCCGCACCCCUGGAAGGAGGAGAAGCCGGAGCCCAUGAAAGGACAGGAGCACGGCUCCCUAGAGGUGGAUGACGGGGGUGACUUUAAAAUCCCUGUCUUGCCUUAUGGACAGCACUUGGUCGUCGAUAUCAAGUCCACGUGGGGGGACAGGCACUACGUUGGCCUUAACGGGAUAGAAAUAUUCAGUUCCAAGGGAGAGCCGGUUCAAAUUGUGAACAUUCAAGCCGACCCCCCGGACAUCAAUAUCUUACCGGCCUAUGGGAGAGACCCCCGUGUGGUCACCAACCUUAUCGACGGGGUGAAUAGGACCCAAGACGACAUGCAUGUCUGGCUGGCCCCCUUCACGCCGGGCAAGUCCCACUCCAUCUCCAUUGAUUUCGUGCAGCCUUGCCAAGUCGCCCUGAUCAGGAUCUGGAAUUACAAUAAAUCGCGGAUACACUCCUUCCGGGGUGUGAAGGACAUCACGAUGCUGUUAGAUACACAGUGCAUCUUUAAGGGAGAAAUCGCCAAGGCCUCAGGCACCCUGACGGGAGCUCCAGAGCACUUUGGAGACACGAUCUUAUUCACAAUGGAUGAUGACAUUCUUGAGGCCAUCUUCUGUUCUGAUGAGACGUUUGACUUGGACGUGGAGAGCCUGUGCAGCCUGCGGUGUGAGGAGGCGCUGAGGAGGCCCAGCACGGCCGACGGCCUGGGGGAGGAGAGGCCCUACACCCAGGCUGGCUCCUGGGCUGAUGACCGGACCCCUGAACCAGAGCUGCCCCCCAGCCCCCCUGUCCCUGAAGUCACCACGCCAGAGCCGGGCAUCUACCAGGGCAUCUGCCUCCAGCUGAAUUUCACCGCCUCCUGGGGAGACCUGCAUUACCUGGGGCUCACAGGCCUGGAAGUGGUGGGCAAGGACGGCCAGGCACUGCCCAUCAACCUGCACCAGAUCUCUGCCUCCCCCAGAGGCUUAAAUGACCUCCCUGAGUACACCAACGACUCCCGGACCCUGGACAAGUUAAUCGAUGGGGCCAACAUCACGAUGGAGGAUGAGCAUAUGUGGCUGAUCCCCUUCUUGCCGGGGCUGGACCACGUGGUCACGAUCCACUUCGACAGAGCCGAAAGCAUUGCAGGCCUGCGCUUCUGGAACUACAAUAAAUCUCCCGAGGACACCUAUCGAGGGGCUAAAAUCGUCCACGUCUCCCUGGAUGGCCUGUGCGUCUCCCCUCCUGAGGGCUUCCUCAUCCGGAAGGGGCCGGGCAACUGCCACUUCGACUUUGCUCAAGAAAUCCUCUUUGUGGACUACCUGCAACGCUGCCCGCUGCCCCCACCAGCCCAGAGACUGGACACAAAGAGCCUGGAGCGGGCGAGCAUGGACUAUGAGGCGCCCCCGAUGCCCUGUGGCUUCAUUUUCCAGCUUCAGCUCCUGACCAGCUGGGGUGACCCCUAUUACAUCGGUCUUACCGGCCUGGAGCUGUAUGACGAGCAGGGAGAAAAAAUCCCUCUGUCGGAAAACAAUAUCGCCGCCUUCCCCGACAGCGUCAACUCUCUGGAGGGCGUAUGUGGGGACGUCCGGACCCCCGACAAGCUCAUCGACCAAGUGAAUGACACCAGUGACGGCAGACACAUGUGGCUGGCUCCCAUCCUGCCCGGCCUGGUGAACCGGGUUUAUGUGAUUUUCGAUCGGCCUACCACGGUGUCAAUGAUCAAACUGUGGAAUUACGCGAAAACACCCCAUCGAGGGGUGAAGGAGUUUGGCCUCCUGGUGGAUGACUUGCUCGUGUACAAUGGGAUCCUGGCCAUGGUGGGCCACCUGGUCAGGGGCAUCCUGCCCACAUGCGAGCCCACAGUACCCUACCACACCAUCCUCUUCACUGAGGACACGGACAUCUGUCACCAGGAGAAACACACCGCCAUCAGCCUUACGCCCCAAAACCUGCAUCAGCGAGAAGGAGACAGCGAGACGCUGGCGGUGCUGACCACUGAAGGAGGGGGAGCUGGUCCUCUCAGCCGGGGUGGGGCUCCGUUACCCAGCCCCAACUCAGCACCCAUGUCCCCCGCCCUCAGGCCUCCGUGUGGGCCAGCCCAGACCCCAGACCCCAGACCCCAGGAGCUGGAAGGGAGCUGCAGCAUGGAGGGAGCCCGCUGGAGAGAAGGGACUCAAGGGGUGAAUGGCCCUGGGAAAUACAGGAGUUCUGGGCAGGUGGAAGAAGUGGUGUGGUGUGGCCUUCCACUGUCCCCCGUGGUCCUGGGGCCAGCUGCAGGGAGCCUGGGGUCCCCUGGCUCCGUGGCUCUACCGUGAGAUCCAGCAAAGCAGGGCCCGAGUCCGCUGAGGCCUGUCGUGGGAUCCGCGGGCUCGGCCUGACUCCAGGCAGGAAGGUACCAUGGCCAGCCAUGCCAGGGCCUGGAGUAGGGCUGAGCGGGCGAAGGAGGCCAGGCGUCAGACACCAACACCGACAGGCGUAGGGUCCUGCCUUCCGAGGCCCCCGCUGAGGGGCCAGCAGCUCCCACCCCCACCACAUCCCCGCCUCAUCUGGGGGCUGCGGAGCCAGCUGAGCAGGUGGGACCUUCCCCUGGACCUCUGCAGAUGUCUAGCCUGGACUGCUACCACCGCUUCACCCGUCCUGGGUCCCGCCCAGGCCCGGUUAAGAAGGAGGGAUCCCCUGAGGGGAGCCGGUCCUGCAGGGCCUCAGUCCUCUGGUCAAGCCCAAGAAGGGAUCUGCCAAGGGCAUGUGUCCUGCUGAACAACGGAGGGAGCUGAACCCACCGGUGGCCUACAGCCGGCCCCACCCCGGCAUGCGGAGCCUUGUCCCUGCGGUGCUGCCCGGCCCAGAUAGGACAGGUGGGCAGCGUCAUACCCCGGAAGGCCCAGAUGCCGUCUGGAUGCAGGGCCCGGAGCCAGAGGACCGGUGCCACGGCCCCACGCUCGGGCCCCAGAAGCCCCGCCCCCUUCCGCUGGAACUAGCCUGGAGGGGGCGGGGCCCUCACUCCCCGCCUGUCCCUGCCCUCGGUCUGAUCCAGGCUUUUCGCGCGUGCUGUUUCCCUUUCCAUCUGUCCUUCACCCCGUGUCCUGGGCAUCGGGCAGUGAGGUUCUUGUUGCCGGGGGUCCCCACCCCUUCUCCCUCAUCGAGCAGCUUCCCAGCAAGUUGGAAAUAGGCCUUGCACCCCAAGCUGCGUGAAGCCCAAAACGCAUCGAUUUCCACCUGUGUAACAAGCUCGGAUCAGGGACCUAAUUGGUUUCCCAGUGGUGGGUAAUUUCUUGUUCCAAAUAUUAAUCCGUUGUUUUCCUGGCGCCCGGCCCAACCCUGCCGCGUUACUGUACUCUAAGUAGUUCCUAUGCAACCCAAAGCCCCAGCAAAUACUUUAUGAGCUUUGCAGCUUCAGCCGAUCAGCUAUGCAAAUGCGCUUCUCAUUUGGAGCGUGGGGCUGAUGUGAAGAUAAGGAAUUGUUUCUCCCAGAGAAGAUCCAUCAUUUCUGUAGCUUGCAAGCCCCGGGCUGCCCUGCUCACCUCCCAGAUGUGGCCAGUGCCUCCGGGGCCUGGGGGCUCCCAGGAGACCUGACCAGCUUUUAGUGACCAAAACCAGUGCCGUGGGUUUCAAGGGAGCCCAGCCUUCCAUCCCUGCCGAGGCAUGUUUACAGGUCAGACGUGUCCGGGAGAUUGCAGGAACACCGCCCACACUUGCUCCCAGAAUCUCAGUUGAUGUUUAGAAUAAUUGUAUGUACCAUGCAAUUUAGGGGGAGAAAAAGCUGUACAGGUAUUAACUCUAAAAUAACUUUCUAUUUUUUUCUCUUGUAAAAUCAAUAAAAGAUGUUGUUAAGAA
Delphinapterus leucas (beluga whale) is the source of this 6279-nucleotide messenger RNA. RefSeq names its product katanin interacting protein (gene KATNIP). NCBI's taxonomy places the organism in Eukaryota, Metazoa, Chordata, Mammalia, Artiodactyla, Monodontidae. The record is from RefSeq and is a predicted model, not a curated record.